Messenger RNA from Sapajus apella (tufted capuchin), 1641 nucleotides. Its product is annotated as class I histocompatibility antigen, Gogo-C*0202 alpha chain-like. Gene Ontology annotation, molecular function: signaling receptor binding; peptide antigen binding. The transcript is spliced from 8 exons. NCBI's taxonomy places the organism in Eukaryota, Metazoa, Chordata, Mammalia, Primates, Cebidae. Gene Ontology annotation, biological process: immune response; antigen processing and presentation of endogenous peptide antigen via MHC class Ib; antigen processing and presentation of endogenous peptide antigen via MHC class I via ER pathway, TAP-independent. Gene Ontology annotation, cellular component: external side of plasma membrane. The record is from RefSeq and is a predicted model, not a curated record. The coding region runs from base 112 to 1215 and encodes 367 amino acids.
AUUGGGUGCCGGGUUUCUAGAUAAGACAAUCAGCGUCGCCGACGUCCCGGUUCUGAAGCCCCCGGUCACCUACCUGGACUCAGAUUCUCCCCGGACGCGGAGGCUGGGGUCAUGGCGACCCGAACCCUCCUUCUGCUGCUCUCAGGGGCCCUGGCCCUGAUCAAGACCUCGGCGAGCUCCCACUCCGUGAACAUUUUUCUCACCACCGUGUCCCGGCCCGGCCGCGGGGAGCCCCGCUUCAUAACCGUGGGCUACGUGGACGACAUGCAGUUCCUGCGGUUCGACAGCGACUCCGCGAUUCCUAGAGCUGAGCCGCGGGCGCCCUGGGCGGAGCAGGAGGGGCCGGAGUAUUGGGAAGGGUUGACACAGGGACUCAAGGCCUGCGCACAGACUUGCCGAGUGAGACUGCGGGACAUACGGGGCUCCUACAACCAGAGCGAGGCCGGGUCUCACACCCUCCAGACGUUGUUUGGCUGCGACCUGGGGCCCGAUGCGCGCCUCCUCCGCGGGUACUGCCGCAUAGCCUACGACGGCAAGGAUCACAUCGCCCUGAACGAGGACCUGCGCUCCUGGACAGCCGCAGACACGGCGGCUCAGGUCACCCAGCACAAGUUGGAGGCAGAGAAAUAUGCAGAGCAGUUGAGGGCACAGCUGGAGGGGGACUGCGUGGAGAUGCUCAAAAGAUUCUUGGAGAACGGGAAGGAGACGCUGGAGGCUGCAGAACCCCCAAAGACACAUGUGACCCACCACCCCAUCGCUGACCAUGAGGCCACCCUGAGGUGCUGGGCCCUGGGCUUCUACCCUGCGGAGAUCACACUGACCUGGCAGCGGGAUGGAGAGGACCAAACUCAGGACACGGAGCUUGUGGAGACCAGGCCAGCAGGGGAUGGAACCUUCCAGAAGUGGGCAGCUGUGGUGGUGCCUUCUGGAGAAGAGCAGAGAUACACGUGCCAUGUGCAGCACAAGGGGCUGCCCGAGCCCCUCACCCUGAGAUGGGAGCCAUCUUCCCAGCCCACCAUCCCCAUCGUGGGCGUCGUUGCUGUGGCUGUCCUAGGAGCUGUGGUCAUCGGAGCUGUGGUCACUGCUGUGAUGUGGAGAAGGAAGAGCUCAGGACAUUUUCUUCCCACAGGUAGAAAAGGAGGGAGCUACUCUCAGGCUGCGUGCAGUGACAGUGCCCAGGGCUCUGAUGUGUCUCUCACAGCUUGUAAAGCCUGAGACAGCUGCUUGUGUGGGACUGAGAUGCCGGAUUUCUUCACGCCUCCCCUGUGUGACUUCAAGAGCCUCUGGCAUCUCUUUCCGCAAAGGCAUCUGAAUGUGUCUGCGUCCCUGUUAGCAUAAUGUGAGGAGGUGCAGAGACAGCCCACCCCGUGUCCACCAUGACCCCUGUCCCCACGCUGACCUGUGUUCCCUCCUCCACAGUCAUCUUUCCUGUUCCAGAGAGGUGGGGCAUGGUGUUUCUAUCUCUGUCUCAACUUCAUGGUGCCCUGAGGUGCAAUCGCCUACUUCCCUGUGGAAAACAAAAAUCUGAAUAUAAAUGUGUUUUCUCAACUAUUUUCCAUGAGAGGUUGAUGGGUUAAUUAAAUAAGUCAAUUCCUAAAAUUUGAGAGAGGAAAUAAAGACCUCAGAACUUUCCAGAAUCCA